Messenger RNA from Populus trichocarpa (black cottonwood), 1116 nucleotides. Its product is annotated as oxysterol-binding protein-related protein 1D-like. The record is from RefSeq and is a predicted model, not a curated record. Gene Ontology annotation, molecular function: sterol binding. Gene Ontology annotation, cellular component: cytosol; membrane; intracellular membrane-bounded organelle. The transcript is spliced from 4 exons. NCBI's taxonomy places the organism in Eukaryota, Viridiplantae, Streptophyta, Magnoliopsida, Malpighiales, Salicaceae. The coding region runs from base 44 to 952 and encodes 302 amino acids.
GGAGAUCCUCUAAUUUAUAAAUCAAUUCAUCUUAAAAUUAACAAUGAGAAUAAUAUUUAAAAAACACCCAUCAACACCUAUUUUUUCAAAUGAUUCGUGGCUUGAGGCCCUGCAGGCUGCUAAAGAUCUUUUCCCUAGAGAGUUGACUAGCAGUGAUUAUUCACCUUCUGAAGAUGUCUUCAUUUCAACUGAGAAGUUAAGAUCACGAUUAGUGCAGGAAGGUGUUGGUGAGACAGUCAUCAAAGAAUGUGAAUCCAUUAUGUUAUCAGAAGUCUCUGAGCUGCAAAACAAGUUGAAGGCUCUUCAACAUAAACACAUCAUGGUGUUAGACACAUUGAGGCAAUUAGAGACAGAGAAAAUAGAGCUGGAAGCUACUGUAGUAGAUGAAACGAAGGAACGUGAUUCAUAUUGUGGACAAGCAAAUAGAACAUUUAGUGAUUUCUAUUCUGUAAUGUCAGAGGCUAGUGCUAGCGAUUCCGAUGCUGACAAUGAAAGUCAAGAUGGAGCAGAUGUUGAAUCAGAUGAAAAUGAUGGUUUAUUCUUUGAUACAAAUGAUUUUUUGUCCACUGAUGCUUUAAGAAGCUCUUCCUAUCGGAGUAGGGCAGCUACUGGAAAUACAGAUAUAUAUGAUAAAGACCCCUUUUUAUCUGAUCAUUUGCGUGGGUUUGAGAAGGAGAUUAGGACAGUUCAAUAUCCGUAUGUUAAAAGAAGAGAUAUUCUGCCGGAACCAAAGGAGAAAGAGAAACAUGUUGGUCUGUGGUCAAUUAUCAAGGACAAUAUCGGGAAGGACUUAUCUGGAGUUUGUCUUCCUGUUUAUUUUAACGAACCACUCUCUUUGCUGCAGAAGUGCUUUGAGGAUUUGGAGUACUCAUACUUGGUUGGUCAAGCUUUGGAAUGGGGAAAGCAGGUCAGGUCCUCAGCUGUGCUUUCUUUUGUAACAAAGCAGUUUUAAAACAUGAUCUGCUUGUUACAUUUUAGUACAGGGGAACGAUUUGAUGAGAAUUCUAAACGAUGCAGCUUUUGCUGUAUCCGGGUAUGCCUCAACAGAAGGUCGUCAGUGCAAACCCUUCAACCCUCUCCUUGGGGAAACCUACGAGGCUGCCUAUCCAGAUAAAG